Molecule: messenger RNA, 3528 nt
Organism: Malaya genurostris
Lineage: Eukaryota; Metazoa; Arthropoda; Insecta; Diptera; Culicidae
Product: protein argonaute-3
Exons: 7
Coding region: 165-3008 (947 amino acids)
Biological process (GO): regulatory ncRNA-mediated gene silencing
Cellular component (GO): P granule
Molecular function (GO): piRNA binding; protein binding
Source: RefSeq, a predicted model, not a curated record
GGCCAUUCUUUUAUUUGACGAAUAUAGUCAGUCGCUCGUUUUGCAUUUCACAACUGCGUGCUGAAAUUUGCAUCCUCGUUUUAAUAAGUUGCAUCUAGUUUAGAAACCUAAACUUGUUAGAAACUCGUGUGCUUGAGCCAGUGCUGUAGUUGAAUGACGGCAGAAUGUCAUCUCGUCUAAAUUUAGUGCGAACUUUUCUCAGUCAGUCGAGCUCAUCUGGCGAUGCCGAUCGCUCAUUGCCACUUUCGGGUGGAACCCCCAGCGAAGGGGUUGAUAGCGGGUUUCAAACACGUACACCGGACAGCACUCCGACAACGCAGCGCAAAGUUAUCGGGCGUGGUCAAUUGACAUCCGGGAUAGGAACUACCAUCGCUACCGGCAUCGGAACGGGAACAUCUUCCGAGUCCGAUCAACAAUCAAGCAUUGCCACCGCUGCUCCAUCGACUUUGGGACGGGGACGGGCUCAGUUCAUUCAAGCGCUUAUUCGACAACCGCUGGAAUCGACACGAUCGGUUGUGUCUGAAGAUGCCAGUUCCGUUGUCUCGGCCAGAAUUUCUACAAUCGGUGGUGGACGAGGACGGUUCAUUCAGCAGUUGCUAAAUACGGCUCAGGAUGUGUCGGGUGUGGUUACACCAACAUCUAACGGGAGCAAGAAAGAUUCAGAUCUGUCGGAGAAAAUGUCUCAGGCCACGAUCAGUGCGGUAGAAACUAUCGACGUGGAGAAGGCUCCUCUCGUGAAGACGGGAACAAAAGGAACUCCUGUUCAAUUGAUGACCAACUACAUCCGCAUUGCAUGUGAUCCGGAUCGUGGAAUCUACGAGUACGAAGUUCGUUUUUCGCCUGAAGUCGAUUCGAAGGCUUCCCGUGCUCGAUAUAUCGCUCAACAUGCAAAUGUGAUUGGCAACGCUAAAACCUUCGACGGGGUUAAACUGUACCUGCCGAAGAAACUGCCCAACGCGGAUACCAUUCUCUACGCGAACAAUCCUGUAGACGGCCAUCAAGUUACAAUAAAGAUUAUGUAUAAGCGCAAGCAAAGAAUGAGCGAAAACGUUCAGUUCUACAACAUUCUGUUCCAAAGGAUAAUGAAAGUUCUCAAGAUGGUCGAAAUGGCUCGUAAGAAUUUUGACCCCUCGGCACCGAAGUUGAUUCCUCAGCAUCGGUUGGAAAUUUGGCCGGGGUACGUGAGUGCGGUGGAUGAAUACGAAGGUGGGCUGAUGUUAAAUUUGGACGUUUCCCAUCGCGUUCUACUCCAAACGACCGUCCUUGAUCAUAUCAAAACUUUGGCUCGAGCAAAUCCGCAGGAUUACAAAAAUAUGUCCACAAAGUCGUUACUCGGUGCGGUUAUCUUGACUCGUUACAAUAACAAAACUUACCGCAUCGAUGACAUUCUGUUCGAUCAGAAUCCAACUAUGACAUUCCAGGCAAGCGGCAAGGAUAUUUCUUACAUUCAGUAUUACAAGCAACAGUACAACAUUGACAUUCAGGAUUUGAAGCAGCCGUUGUUGAUUCACCGCAAGGAGCGCCGCGUGGCUGGCCAGGAUAAACCACAGGAGAUGAUGAUGUGCCUUAUUCCGGAAAUCUGUUACCUGACUGGGCUGACGGACGAAAUGCGAAGCGAUUUCAAAGUAAUGCGGGACAUUGCUGCCUUCACUCGGGUGUCGCCGAAUCAACGUUGGAAUAGUAUGAAGCAAUUUUGCCGAAAUGUCAAUGAAAACCGUGAGGCUCGAGAAAUCUUGGAAGUUUGGGGACUGAAGUUGGACAUGGAUCCAUUGAUAAUGCAGGGCAGAUGUUUCGACGAAGAAAAGGUCAUCUUCGGGAAUGCUCAGAUUGGUGUUGGCAGGAACGGUGAUUUCAAUCGUGCUGUCACCAGUAACCAUAUGUUACAAGUGGUUAACAUUCGGAACUGGCUGCUGAUCCACACGGCAAAGGAUAUCAAGAUAGCUAGGUCUUUUAUGGAUUGCGUCGAUCGAAGUUGCCGCCCAAUGGGUAUCCAGAUUGUUCCGCCACAAAUUGAAGUACUGAACUCCGAUCGAACGGAACAGUAUGUUCAAGUUUUACGCACGAAAAUAAAUCAGGACACGCAAAUCGUGGUUAUCAUUUGUCCAACAUCCCGAGACGAUCGAUACGCUGCCAUUAAGCGAAUCUGCUGCUCGGAGAUUCCGGUGCCUUCGCAGGUCAUCAAUGCUCGAACGCUUAGCAAUGAGGCAAAGAAUCGAGCAAUCGUACAGAAAAUUAUUCUUCAGAUGAACUGCAAACUGGGAGGCACGUUGUGGAGCAUUAAGAUUCCGUUCAACAACGUCAUGAUUGCUGGCAUCGAUACCUAUCACGAUCCGAAGCAGAAGAGCAGCUCGGUAUCGGCUUUCGUGGCCUCACUGAACGGUGAAUACACCCGAUGGUACUCGCGGGCUUGCAUUCAAAAUAAAAAAGAAGAGUUCAUGAAUGGGCUAUGCGCGUCACUGGAAAAAUCUUUGAAGGCAUACCAGAAAUUGAACUGCGUUUUACCCGCAAAGAUCAUCAUUUUCAGAGAUGGUGUCGGUGAUGGUCAGCUGAAGAUGUGCGCAGAAUACGAAAUACCUCAAUUGCAGGAGGCUUGCAAACUACUGGCACCCGACUAUUGCCCUGAGUUUGCUUUCAUCGUAGUUCAAAAACGCAUCAACACCCGAAUGUUCCGAGUCGACGCAUCUAACCUGGACAAUCCAAACCCGGGAACGGUACUCGAUCACACCGUGACCAGGCGGCAUCAUUUCGACUACUUCCUGGUACCGCAAUCCGUCCGACAGGGCAGUGUUUCGCCGACCCAUUACAUCGUGGUCCACAAUCAACCGGACUAUUGCCCGGACAUUCUGCAGCGACUCAGCUACAAACUGUGCUAUUUGUACUAUAACUGGCCCGGAAGUGUGCGAGUUCCAGCUUGCUGCCAGUACGCACACAAAAUGGCCUAUCUGAUAGGUCAAUCCGUGAAACGCAAUCCCGACGAGAUUUUGAACGAUAAGCUUUUCUACCUGUAGGAAACGAGUCCCGUUGUUUGUUUUCUCAUUUUCAUUUCUCAUUCAUCAGGAGCAUUAGAGUUGAUUUCCUUUUUUAUCCUACGUUUUAUCUGCAAAGUUAUGAGAUCAAAUCCCAUGACCAUGACCAUAAAGCUGACUUGUUAAGUGUCUUAGAAUUUAGUGAGUAGCUUAGUAUUUCACGUGAGAGAAUCGAUGCCAAAUUUGAGAGAAACUAUUUUUUUAAAUCUCGUUUUGUUUGCUAAUGGAUCAUUGAGUCGUACUAUUGUAUUUGAAGAUUGCCUACGAUCUACAAGGACUGGCUCUAUUUUUUUUAAAGAAACGUUCUUCAAUGAUUCAUUGAAGAUUUUGUGAAUUGCUGUUAAACAGAAAACGAAGAAAUUAUUGUUUUUGUUUUCAUAUAUUGGUGUUAACUCUUUGAAAUCAUAACUAUUAUAUAACCGAAUCUACGAGUCCAGUGAGGUAACAUCAAUGCAAUAAACAUAGUCAUGAUGUCAAACAGUUGAUAUCAUCAAUCAUGAAA